Portunus trituberculatus (swimming crab) is the source of this 3790-nucleotide messenger RNA. Its product is annotated as outer dense fiber protein 3-like. Lineage: Eukaryota; Metazoa; Arthropoda; Malacostraca; Decapoda; Portunidae. The record is from RefSeq and is a predicted model, not a curated record. Bases 139 to 1341 code for a protein of 400 amino acids. The transcript is spliced from 8 exons. Gene Ontology annotation, cellular component: cytoskeleton.
ACAGCGGGCAGCAGCAGCAGCAGCAGCAGCAGCAGCAGCAGCAGCGGGCUCUAGGGCCUGGGCAGGGUGGCAGUCAGUCAGUGAGGAUCCGCCAAACGGGACGGACAUACGCUCGCUACUCCACAUCUUACAGUCCACAUGCGUUCGAAGAUGGGAGGCCAAUCAAACGGUACCUGGACGCCCACCAAGAGACGAGGGCCCAUCGCUGCCGAGUUCUCCAGCCCGGGCCCGGCAGCCAUCGCCCUCAAGUCGUCCAUCGGUAAGUCCGGCACUGGGACGAGCAAUGCCAAUGUGGGUUCCCGCGCUCCGGCCUUCACCAUGGCCAGCCGCCACGAGAUGAAGCUGGACAAGGCGGGGCCCGGACCUGGCCAGUACAACGUGACUGGACUCUCAAACAAAGCAGGCAAGGAUGAGCCCGUAGCCGCGUCCAUGCACAUCCGCCCUAAGGACCCCAAGGCCUACGUGACCCCCGCCCCCUGCGACUACUCCCCGGACAAGGCUGAGUCCAAAGUGGUAGAGACCUCGCCUUCCUUCUCUUUCGGCAUCAAGGUGGAAAACGGCCGUGCUUCUGACGCUCCUGCUCCCAACAGCUACAACAUCCCCUCACUGCUGGGAUCCACGAAGGAAGGCUCCAAGCACUCCGCCCCGAGCUUCACCAUGUCUGCCAGGGCGCGGGAAGAGGAGGACAAGAUGAAGGUACCGGGGCCUGGCAGCUAUAACGACGCCACUGUGGACAAGUACAAGACGAUCAAGAGCCCAAGUUUCAGCAUGGGUCAGCGCACCACCAUCCCCUCUGACCACACCAUGAAGCCAGGUCCCGGCGCUCACUGCCCCGAGAAGUACCAGGACAGCGGCCCCGCCUUUACCAUGGCACCGCGCAUUGAUGACGCUGGCGAUAAGAUGAAGGUGCCUGGCCCUGGAACUUACGAGUCUGGUGAUCUUGACAAAUGCAGAGAGAAGCUCCCCGCCUUCACCAUGUCCCCGAAGACCGUCCUGCCCACAGACAACACACCCAAGCCAGCACCCAACGCCUACGCCCCAGAGAAGUACACGCCAUCGGGCCCCAAAUUCACGAUGUCGGCGAGACUUCCUGACGAAGAAGAUAAGAUGAAGGUUCCGGGCCCGGGAGCCUACGAAGCUGGAAACCUGGACAAGAGCCGCGAGAGCCAGCCAGCCUUCACCAUGGCGCCCAAGACAACCCUGCCCGGCGAUCGCACGCAGAAACCUGCCCCGAACGCCUACUCGCCCGACAGAAGCGAGUCGUCGGAGAUCCCAAGCACCCCUCACUUUAGCUUCGGCAUCAAGCACUCCGUAUACCUGGGCAAGCUCCGUGACCAGUAAGCCACCGUGCCUUAGCCCCGCCUCGCCCUGAACAACCCAACCCACCCUGGACAGCCCACCACAAUCUACCACACUCCACCACAGCCCCUUAAACCCACCACCGUCCUCUCCAGCCCUGUGUCAGCACAUCAAUUUCCAGCUCACUUAUCCAGUUUCGUGUAACCAAGACCAAUCCAGCCCAAUUUUAAGUCUUGGAGAGGUCUAGUUAAGCCCGAGCCCAUCCCAGGUCCUGCCCAUGCUCUGUUCCCCGCAACACAGCCCAGCCCAACCUAGCCCAGCCAAGCCCAGCCCAAUCCAGCCCAGCCCACGGACAAGCUUCGAUUUCGUGAAGUAAAACGAAGAGGGAUUUUUCUGCGUUUUCUAUAGAAUAUAAAACAAAAAAAAAUCAAUGUAAAAUGGUCCAAUUUAGGGGUUAUGUAUUUUGAUGCUACCCUUCUUUUCUACUAAUCAUUAAAUACGCAUAUUGAAUGAAAACCAGAUACAUAGUUGAAAUCGAGCUUUAAAAAGUACUCCAUUCAUUAUACUGAGAUAUAUUUUUAUACAAGGGAGCGAGCAGCCUGACAUUCAUGGUGAUACGUACAUAAAUAAGAGAUUUCCAACACUGCCAUCUAGUGAGAAAACUAAGAACCUUAUGCUCUUCACCCAAGGCUCGCGUCGUCCCCCGGGGAUCAGCGUCACCCAACCACGUGUUACUGUCGCACCUAUUAUUACACUGUUGAUACCACCACUCAUUCUAGUGAACUAAGAGAAGAUUCACAGAAGAGCAUCAUAUUCCAUUAGCGUCCUCUUGCCUUAUACAUACAUAGUCCUCAUGGCAUCCUUCCAUCUGUGUGACAAGUGAGAGGAGACACUCAAGUCAGUCAGUCAGUCAGUCAGUCUGAGUCACGCUCGCCCUCAACCAUUGCUGUUCACGUUCAGACACAACGCAUUGUCUCACACGCAUUGAAUCAUUACUGAACAUUCAUUUAACUAGUAAGAUGUCAUGCUUAGAGUCUACUUCGAUAGCUGUGUUUUCUAAUGCCUUGACUUAGGAAGUAGUGGGAGCUUCAGUGGUCCUUACCAAGCACCUUGCCAUCCUUUCGGCCAGCUAUUACGGUGAUAUGAUCAAAAGAUGUGCUUUGUAGGUAAGGAUCACAACAUUAUUGUAAUUUUCUAGCAGUAUGGCUCGUUUGUUAUUGGAAACCACGUGUUAGAUUUAUUGUGUGAUAACUUGGUAAUUGCGAACACCGUCUCCGAGUUUGACUGCCUUUCUUCCUGUAACUGUGUAGGGUCUUAAUCCGUCUCUUGGCAGGAGAUCUCAUUUAGCGCAGUUAGGUAGAGGCUUGUUUGCCUGUUUAAUAAAUGAGUUUCCAUACUUUUCUCUCUCGCCGCAGGGUAAUCAGGUUAUGCCUAUUCAUUCCUUUAACAUGUUAAGCUCAUUGUGUUUACUAUUAAAAAGAAUGUAUGUACACGUUGGACAAAUUUUCAACUAAGAAUUUAUUCAAACAAACAUACCGUGUGUUAUUACUGCAGGUCCAGACUACCUGGACCGUGCUUGCACCCUCCUGCACCGUCCGCCACUACCGCGGCCCGGGAGAAAUUCGCUGAGGAUGGAAAAUGUUUAGUAGUUUGCUCAAAUACCUAAUGCCUCUCUGUCCAACUUAGAGCUUCGGAAAGCAAGGUAAUUAAAUUUAGAACAUCAUAUUAUGUGAAAGAUAUGAUUUGGUUCACAGGCGUGGUUCUGGUAAUAACAAAAUAUUUCAUUCAUCUUGUAAAGCCAACAUUCCGUCCAGAGGCGACAGUCAAGCCCCUGAACCACAGCCUCCAACACCCACCUAACACCAUAUACAUAUACAUAUAUAUAUAUAUAUAUAUAUAUAUAUAUAUAUAUAUAUAUAUAUAUAUAUAUAUAUAUAUAUAUAUAUAUAUAUAUAUAUAUAUAUAUAUAUAUAAUGUGCCCACAUGACAUUGUGCCAAAGUAUGUUAUUGUAAAGCGUGAAAAUUUUAAAAGAAUUACAUUAACCUGUUCAAUAUUAUCUCAAAGAACUGUAAUAAGAAUUACUACUGUUAUCAUUAUUAUUAUCAUAAUUAUUAUUAUCAUUAUUAUUGUUAUUAUUAUUAUCAUUAUUAUUAUUAUUAUUAUUUUUAUUAUUAUUAUUAUUAUUAUUAUUAUCAUUAUCAUUAUUAUCAUAAUCAUAAUAAUCAGGAGGUAUAUAAAUAGGUAUGCGUACAAGAAAUAUAGUAAUUUCAGACUUUUCAGUAUAGCUAACGAAUUGAUGGAAGUAUUGCACCUCAGCAAGUCUAAUAUGAAUGCGAUGAAUGCAAAGUACGUACUACCUAAGUCUACAUUUGUUAGAGUUAAGAUUCGCACAACCAUGCCAAUUCCAGUUUAUUUAAGUUUCCGAACCUGCUUCCUUCACUCCACUGUGCAGGGCAAGCAAGUUUAGAGAAUAAAAGUUAUUUUCAUCAA